GGUGAAGGCAAACCAACCCACUCCCCUCCCUCACACACACGACUCCCGUGUAUAUAUCCCCAAAUAUCCAACUUCUCUCUUUAACUUCUAUUCACAGGAGCUUCGUAACAUCCGCACAUGUCUAUCCCGUAUAAACAGGUAAAAAAUUAGGGUUAGGGUUUCGAAACAAUUCCGCCAUGGAAAUCGGAGAAGAAAACACCGAAAACCACCUCAUAGAUUCCACAACAACCGUAUCAACAGAAGUAUUGAUUGAAAACGAUACCGUCAAUGAUAACAAUUUAGAAAAAGUUGUGUCAGAAUCGAACAUUCAAGACCUAAAAGGCGAAGAAAAAGAAUCGUUCGUUACGGUCCCCGAAUCGGACGAUUCGAAACCCGUUCUCACGGCGGCGGUGGAGGAAACAGCGGCGGAGACGGUGGAGGAGGAGGUUGAGGACGGUGCUGCUGGAGAUGAAAUCUCCACCGUUGAUGUGAUAGCUGAAGAUGAUAACGAGUUAAUUGCAGUAGAGGAAGAUAUUAACAACGGGGAGAAUAAUAAUAAUAUUAAUGUAAGUGAUGAGACAGAGACUGUGAAAAUGGAGGAAGAAGUGAUGACAGAUGUUAAGAGUGACACACAGACGGAAAAUGUUGAAACUGUGCAAGGAGAUGAAGAAAUAACUGAAGGUCAGGAUGAUGUUGAUGAGGAGAAACCUGUUGGUGUUACGGAAGUUGACGACGAAGGAGAACCGGUGGAGGCGGAUGAGGAUAAGCUGGUGGAUACGGAUGUGGAGAGUGAUGAAGAGAAAGCAGGGGCGGAAUCACCGGAGCAGUCUGUUAAAACCCGGGGGUGCCGGGGGAAGAAACGGAAAAGAGGAGGGAAGACGCCACAGGCUACUCCGAAAUCUAGUGGUGGAGGGCGGAAGACGGUUGAGGAGGAGGAUGUUUGCUUCAUGUGUUAUGAUGGUGGAGACCUUGUGAUAUGUGAUAAGCGUAAUUGCCCUAAAGCGUAUCAUCCUGCUUGCAUUAACCGGGAAGAGGCGUUCUUUCAAACUAAGGGUCGAUGGAAUUGUGGCUGGCACCUGUGUAGCAACUGUUCAAAGAAUGCUGAAUAUAUGUGCUAUACAUGCACAUUUUCCUUGUGCAAAUCAUGCAUUAAAACAGAUGUUAUAUUAUGUGUCAGAGAGAAAGAGAAGAAAGGAUUUUGUGAGUCUUGCAUGAAUAUGGUGAUGUUAAUUGAAAAAAAUUCACAGGAAAAUCAGGGAAAUAUAGACUUUAAUGACAAGAAUAGCUGGGAAUAUCUGUUUAAGGAUUAUUGGACAGAUAUGAAAGCAAAACUUGAUCUCUCUUUAUCGGAACUUGCUGAGGCGAAGAAUCCUUAUAAGGGAUCCAAGCCAGCUGGCAAACAAGUGCUUCCAGCUGGACAUUCUGACGGUGAUUCAGGAUCAGAAAAUCCUUCUGAGAAUCUAGAAAGUCAAACAAGGAAGACCAGAAGCAGAAAGUCAAAGAAGCCCAAAACUCGUGGUUCUGCUGCCGGUGCUUCUGACGGGGUCCAGUGGGCAUCAAAAGAACUACUUGAAUUCGUCACACACAUGGGAAACGACACAUCGUAUCAGUCUCAGUUUGAUGUACAAGCUCUCUUACUCGAAUACAUUAAAACAAACAAACUUCGUGAUUCUCGCCGUAAAAGUCAAAUUAUCUGUGAUGCAAGACUGCAAGGACUUUUUGGUAAACCGCGUGUAGGCCAUUUUGAGAUGUUAAAACUUCUUGAAUCUCAUUUUCUUAUUAAAGAAGACGAUAAUAACCAAGGGAGUGUGGUUGAUACUGAAACUAGCCCCUUAGAUGAUGAGAAAACGAAAGAUAAAAAACGUAAAAACCGCAAGAAAGGUGAUCAAGAGCUUCAAUCCAAUCGUGAUGAUUAUGCUGCCAUCGAUAUCCACAAUAUAAACUUAACAUAUAUAAAACGGAAGUUGGCAGAGGAUUUACUUGAUGAUACCGAAUCGUUUCAUAGCAAAAUUGUUGGUGCUUUUGUUAGAAUAAGGAUCUCUGGUGCUAAUCCUAAUCAGGAUUUAUAUAGACUGGUGCAAGUUACAGGUACUACUACAGGUGCUCAGUAUGCGGUUGGCAAAAAGAAGACUGAUAUCAUGCUUGAAAUAUUGAAUCUUAACAAAGCGGAAUCUGUAUCUAUUGACACCAUUUCAAAUCAAGAUUUCACUGAGGAUGAAUGCAAGCGUCUUCGACAAAGUAUAAAGUGUGGCUUUAUAAAUAGACUGACAGUGGGGGAUGUUCUAGAUAAAGCCAUUGAACUUCAGGCAACCAGAGUAAAUGAUUGGCUUGAAACAGAGGUUGUGCGUCUUAGUCAUCUUCGUGAUCGAGCAAGUGAUUUAGGGCGUAAGAAGGAGCUCAGAGAAUGUGUUGAGAAGUUAGAAGUUCUGAAAACACCUGAGGAACGUGCACGUAGGCUACAAGAUAUUCCCGUGAUUCAUGAUGAUCCUACUAUGGAUCCAAAUCAUGAAUCUGAAGAUGACACAAAUGAAAAUGACAAAAAACAAGAUAUGUACAAUAGCUCUGGGGGUUCUAGAUUUAGCAAAAGACGAGACUACCCUUCAAAAGAAUCUUGGAGAGGUAAUGGUACAGGUACAGGUACAUCUAGAAAUUCUGGAAAGAGUUAUGAGUUUAGCAGAAGCUUGUCGAGUAACGAUUUUUCGAAAAAAGUUGAAGAUCCUGUUACUUCUCCACGAAUGGGCCUCCUGCAUAAUGAUAAUAUUCGGGAUGAAGGAAGAGAUAGAGUCGUACAACCACCACCAAGUGCAUUAAGGAAACCAAGUUCUGCAAGUGAAACAGAGAAAAACGUUAGUUCAACAAAAGAUGGCGCUUCGGAAACAGAGAAAAUAUGGCAUUACAAGGAUCCAAGUGGGAAAAUUCAGGGUCCGUUUUCUAUGGCACAGUUGCGUAAAUGGAACAACAAUAAAUUCUUUCCUGUGGAUUUGAGAAUAUGGAGAACAAGUGAGAAGGAGAAAGAUGGUAUUCUUUUAACUGAUGCUUUAGAGGGACGGUUUACAGUUAAAGUUGAGAAACAUGGUUUUGCUAACCUUCCUUCUCCGACUCCAAUUCAAAGUUUGGGACAUGUGGGCCCGACUGUGGGUCCUAGUUCGUAUCACGAAGGACUGCAGUCACCUACACCGAAUGGUACUACCCAAUUGGCUGCAUCGAUGGUUGCUGGUGGAAACAAUGAGCCUAAUGCAAUGGUUCACACCCUUGCUGGUCAAAAUGCUUAUGGUUGGAGUGGUGGUGCGCCGCUUCAGACUCAAGUGACUCAACAACCGAACCAGUGGGCGGCGGUUCAGAAUCCUGCUGGGAACUUUUUGCAGCAGCCACCCCAACCAAACGUCAGCUGGCCUGCAGUGCCUCCAAAUCCGAAUAUGGGAUUGGUAGGACCCACUACAGGUAAUCAACCAAUGAAUUGGGGAACAGUUAACGUUAACCCUUCAUGGGGUCCUGGUAAUGUCGGUAAUGUGAACCCUGGUUGGGUUCCUCCACAACCGGUUCUAGCGGUCGCACCAAAUCAAGCCUGGGUUGGUGGUCCAGGUCCAGGUCCAACCCAAGCGCCAAUAGUUUCUGGGACUGGAAACCCGGGUGAGGUGGCAUCAGCUGGGAAUUCAAACUGGGGUUCACCAAGGCCUAGGAACGGAAGCAGGUGGGAUGGAAAUGAACCUUACAACAGAGGUAGAGGUGGGGGUUCGGGUUUCAAUAGUAACAGAAGGCAUUGGGAGAAACAAGGAUCGUUCAACAACAGAGGGCGUUGAAGCGAGCUUAGGUAUGAUGCAGGUUUUUUACAGUGUUUCUGGGUAGAUGUUUCUUUCGGGUUAUUUUAGGCUGUUAUCUGUCUUGUCUUUGAAAGUUGUAAAACAUGUGCACAGCAGGUGUAGGGGGGUAGAUACUUUCGCAAGCCUUUUCUCGUGCUUAUGUGUAGGGGGUAGAUACUUUGGCAAGCCUUUUCUAGUGCUUAUGAUAUGAUUAACAUAGUAUCGACCGUAGUUAUGUUGUUACGCUGGAUCUUUUUAUUGCAAUCAGCAGCUUUUAGCUACCGUUAAGGGUUGUUAAA
Molecule: messenger RNA, 4078 nt
Organism: Helianthus annuus (common sunflower)
Lineage: Eukaryota; Viridiplantae; Streptophyta; Magnoliopsida; Asterales; Asteraceae
Product: zinc finger CCCH domain-containing protein 19
Exons: 10
Coding region: 177-3779 (1200 amino acids)
Molecular function (GO): DNA binding; protein binding
Source: RefSeq, a predicted model, not a curated record